AAAAAUACUCUCUUCCUUUUGGUAUGGGCGGGAAGAACUUGUUGCCGUAGUGUGUGUCUGUGCUAGCACACUGCCGAUAACACUCCACAACUAAAAAAGGGGCACUACCAUCUCUGACUGCACUCCACAAUUUCCUUAAUGUCGAGAUUUGAUUAUCCAACGCUCUCCCGGCAAGACAUCAUCGCCGUAUUAGCCGAAUCUCAACUAGCCACCGUCUCCGACCAAGAUCUCCUCAAACCCACUCCCGACUUCGUCACCAACCUCUACUCCACCGUUCUUCUCCAUGUCGACUCUCUCCAGGAAGAUGAUGACCAGGUGGAUUUUUCUGCUCUGGAGCACCUAGAGAACCCGGAUGUUCAUGUGGAAUCGUUUCGGAUCAUGAAUUUGUUUCAUAAGAUACGGGAGAUGUUGACUACUUUAGAUUGUCCCGAACCAUUUACUCUCAGGGAUUUAAUCAAGCCUGACCCUGAGCGCACUAGGUUCUUUGUCGGCGCUAUGCUCAAUUUUUCACUUCACAGGGACACUAAAUUAAGUGCUAUAAGUCCGAUUGUAGAAGAGCUGACUCUUAUUGAUGAGCAACGACGAGCUUUGGAGGCUAGAAUAUCUCAGAUAAAUGAAGAGAUUGCGGAAUAUACUGAAUCAAGAGAAAGGGAGAUGCCAAUGGUUCAACAAAUAGACUCUAAUGUUAAGGAACUGAGGCAAACCAUUUCUGGUCUUAACAAUCACCAAAUGUCCUUGAAAGCCUCAUUAAAAAAACUUAAGGAGAGGACUAAAGAGAUGGAUGAGAAGAUUUCUAAUGCAGACUUUGCAUUGGUACAAGCUGUUCAUGAAAAUGCCAAUUUACGUUCUAAGAUUGUCCAAUCACCGGUUAAGCUUCAGAGAGCACUGGAGGAAAAGAAAUCAUUUCAAGCUGAGGCAAGGAAUGCUGAAAGAGCAGCAAUGCAGUCUUUUCAAAAUAAAACUUCCAUUCUUGAGGUUUACACAAAGGCUCACCAAAAAAUGUCCAAGCACUUCAAUCAGAUGCAGGCUAUACAGGAGCAGGUUAAUUCAACUAAAUCUAUUGAGAAAGAUAUUAAGGCUCUCAAACAAAAGCUGAGUGACGAGGAGGUACUGGACAAAUCCCUUGAAGCUAAACUAGUUGAAAGGCAAGGAAAAGCGGACCAAUUGGAAGAAUUAAGAAAGCAAUUAAAGAAAGAAAGAGAUCUUAGUUGUGAGGAGGCUGCCAAAGAAAUGAAUUUUUUUAAUUUGGAAAUGGAAUCAAAGAGGCAUGGUCUUGAAGCAAGGCAAAAAGAGGUGGAAGGUGUGCUUGCAGAGGCUGAUGCAAUAACUGCAAAAAUUAACUCAGUAAGGGAGUCUGGAGCAUCCNCUAAAUGCCAAGAGUUGGGCCGUCAUUGCGAAGAAGUUGUAGCAGAGGUACAAUUCCCUCGACAUCUAUCUUCUACAUAUCUAUUUUGGUAAUUCAAAUGGGGAUUC
Molecule: messenger RNA, 1473 nt
Organism: Nicotiana tabacum (common tobacco)
Lineage: Eukaryota; Viridiplantae; Streptophyta; Magnoliopsida; Solanales; Solanaceae
Source: RefSeq, a predicted model, not a curated record